This is a messenger RNA of Hyalella azteca, 3948 nucleotides long. RefSeq lists its product as uncharacterized. The record is from RefSeq and is a predicted model, not a curated record. NCBI's taxonomy places the organism in Eukaryota, Metazoa, Arthropoda, Malacostraca, Amphipoda, Hyalellidae. The transcript is spliced from 13 exons. Bases 100 to 3663 code for a protein of 1187 amino acids.
CGUCGCACAGUCGUGACGACACACAUUUGUUAGAGGCUACAUAAACUUCGGUCACUGUACCGCGAACCAGUCGCAGCUUGCAGGGAAUCAGCCUCAGGCAUGGCUUGUGAAGGUGGCAAUGGUGCUAGUGAAAGUGACGAAACCGGAACAGAAGUAGACGAGGAUCAUCACAAUGAAACUUUUGGACAGUCGCCUUCAUCGAAAUUCAAUGGUCCCAGCACAUCUGGUCACUCCUCUGGGAAGGUAUCAAGGACAACUUUGCUGAGCUUCUUCAAACGAACGCGGCCUGACAGUGAUGAAGAUAUACCUGAAAAUAUUCCCACUAAAAAGAAAAAAUCAUUGAAAGUCGAAUCUCCACAACUCAUCUGUUUAAAGUGUGGUCUCAAAUUUAAACGUACAAAUAAAUAUUACCUUGAAAGGCACGGCAAGGAGAAACAUAAGUAUGACACUGGCUAUAAUGCAAGUAAAGACAUCGUCCACAUAGAUUCGCCUAUGAAUACCAGGCCAUUUAAACAUGACACAAAAAGGAAAAAUCAUCUUGGAACCAAAUCCACGCAUCAAAAUGGCGACAAGCCGCCUUCAGAUUGCGAGAAGCCGCCUUCAGAUUGCGACAAGCCGCCUUCAGAUUGCGACAAGCCGCCUUCAGAUUGCGACAAGCCACCUUCAGAUUGCGACAAGCCGCCUUCAGAUUGCGACAAGCCGCUGCCCUCAGUUCCCGCACAUCAGCCGUCGCCUGCUGCUGCUCCUUCACCAUCACCUACAAUACUCACAUUUGAAGACGGCGCAAUGACUGACGUCAUGGAGAUGCCAUCUUCUUUAGAUACUGCACGGCCCAUAUCUCCAACGCCUUCUUCCGGCGAAAUAAUGCCGCGUCUGCGUGCAGCUCAGCCAGUAACCCUUGAAGAUUACGUACUCAAGAAAAAAAAUACCGAAGCUCCGACUACCAACACUUUGGCAGAAAUAUUGACGACUUUACGCAAUUUGGAAGCAAAGAUUGACCAAAUCUCAAUGCAACAUCCGUCGAAGAAGCUUGAAACCUCAAGUUACCUGAUGGAUGCUGCAACCACUCAACGUUUCCACGAGGCAACAUCCAUCGCAGCUGUAGCUGCUUGUACUUCGAUUGUUUUGGAGCCGCUUGAAAUGGGAGAGGAAACAAGAAUUUACUGUUCUCUGUGUCGGGAGGCUUUUGGUCUUGAAGGCCCAUCUAAACAUGGGAAAAAAAUGCUGUCAUCUAUCAAGUUCUGCGAGGGAUUCUUGGAGAAAAAUGAAAACCUCGUUGCUGCUAAUGGGCUAAAUAAAACAAAAAACCCAAAACGUUUCUCCGAACUCAAGAAAGAAAUUGGGAGUCACCUCACCGGUAUGAGCACUUCUGGCCAUGCGCAUCUAGACGCUCACAAACUGAAAAAGAGAGAAAUGGAAACUGAGGAGAAACACGUGGACGCAUUGCAGAACCUGGUCAAAGCUGCCCUCACAACAAUCAAGAUGGGCGCCGCGGCGGAGCACUUCGAGACUGAAGUCGUGAUGCUCGACGAUGCUAAAGUAGACGUAGGCACUCUGGGCCAUUCUCGCAAGCAGAUGGAAGGAUUCACGGACGCUUUAAUUGGUCACUGCCGGCUGAAGCUGAAGAGAUACCUCACUACACCACUUCCGUCCACUUCCUUUUUCCCCCACUACGCUGUGGCGUGCGACAAGAGCACGCCAGGGCGCGAGACAAACCACGCUAUUAUGCUUCUGGCCCCGUAUAAAGGAGUACGACAAGCCUAUCCAAUAGGUGCACCAAAAGUGUACUCUAAUGAAGAGGGUCGCGUAGUUGGUGGCACUGCAGAGGAGCUGGCAGCCCAAGUGAUUGAUACUAUCGUCGAGUUUUCUCUCGUCGAACCAGAGAACUUGAGCUAUUUGAUUGCAAAUCAUUCAGACGGCCAAUACCAAUCAGUUGGUUUCCAAGCCGAACUCUCGAAGCACUGCCAAACGAGCACAAGAGAAGGUCGCGCCCAAGGACUAGAAUUUCCAGUUAUUUGGGACGGCGCCCAUUGGCUUGAUUUGUGCAUCAAAACGACGAAAGACAAGUCUUCAUCUUCCAAGUUCUUUAAAAAGUUCCUGGAUAGAGCGAACUCCUUCAAUGACAUGUUUCAUUCAGGGCGUGGCUAUGAUGAGUAUAAAGCCGUGAAGGAAAAGACGAAUGCGCAGGGAGUUCGUUUGUCUGGAUACUCAGUGACAAGGUUUUCAAGCUCUGCUUUCGACUCCUUGAAGGGGCUUUACAGCAGCUAUAAGGCCCUGAUUUUGACUUAUGAAGAGAAUCGGGAGACUGAAAGUGAUACAGAUGAAAUGAAAUUCAAGAUCAGGGGUUGGGAUUUCGCGCUAGAGCUGUGUCUAAUGUUGGACAUCUUUCAACCUAUCGUCUCGGUGAUGGUGCUGAGUCAACGGGUCGGCCAACAAAUUUGGAGCAUCACAGCGUGGAUAGAAGAUUUAAUCCAAUUACUGAAAACGAUGGAGAACGAUCUACGAAAGCUUAAACGCAAAGAAGAUCUUCGUCUCCUUCCUAUCGCCCGCUUUCCCAUCACUACAGCUCAUACGAAGGAACUCCUGUCAUCUACUAAAGAAAAUAAACAUGGAACCUUUCAUUCUAUGCCGCUGGUUGAGGGUUGGCUCGUCGUCGAUAAGGAAGAGGGAAGCAAAAAUGGAAUUGACUGGAAAAUGCUAGAAUUUAAAGAAAUUGCCAAGGAAUUAUGUACUCUAACUACGAAUCUAAUUGCAAACAUCGAAAUCAGGCAUAAGAGUGGCAUAAAUGGCAUGGCUUCUACCUUGGCUGCUUGCAUCGCUCCUAUUCCCAUAAUCAAGAGGCUGUGUGGAUCGAGAUCUGGUCCCACCAAGAGGCCCAUAAUGGGAGGUGGAGGUCAACAGCAGAAUAGAUUCAAGACCGAUGGUCGAGAAGCUUUCAGAGCGUUUUACGCUUAUGUUUGCGAACUACCUCACAUUUCAUCACGGCAAAAAAAAGAUGGGCUCCUUUUUGACGAGGAUAUGGCUGACGAAGUAUUCAGCAAAUAUACAGAUUUGUUGUAUGACAUGGUGUGGAACACAAACUCUCUGCGUCGCAAAGUCUUUACAGACUUGCCGACCACCACGGCAAGGCUCGUGGAAUUCAGCUUUCACGAGCAUGACCAGACAACUCUGCAAGCACCGAUCUUCCGCUUCCGCUUCUCUGACCGUAGCGAAACCAAAAGCGCAUUCGAUGAAGGUGCCUUUAUCUCGGCUAUCUACACUGAGGAAGAGGUCUACACGGAGCUUGGAAUUGAAGCAGCAACCGCACUAGACGUCGCCGUGGCAAUGGGCGGCUGCGAGGCAAUAGUGGAGGGGUUUUACUCCGUCAUCAAGCGACAUUUAUUUCAAGGACCGAUGGAAAAUAAAAAUAUGGUCGAGAGAGCCAUUGUCGAUUGGCUUAUGCCAAUUCCCGCUAGAUGCCCAUCAACUAUUAAGUCUGUGGCAAAACUCUAUUUAAAAGGCCAUAGCAAGUUGAACUUGCUACCACAUAGGAGUGUACAUCACUCGGAUGUCAGGAAUCGAGGAAAAUACAGUGACGUUAGCAAGGUGAUAAAGCGUCACACGCAGAAACCGGUGAAUUAUCCGUUGUUUCUGGAUCAAGAAGACCUCACUGAUUUUGUUUAAGACUUGAAUACCUUAGUAAUUGUUUGAAAUAAAUGGCAUGGCGUUAAUUUUAGCGAAAAUUUUCAAACAUGUGUCUUACGACUAAUUUUUCCCUACAGCAUUCUUUAAUUUGGAAAAGGACUUAAUUUCAAUUUUUGCUCAAAUAAUAUCUUCGCAAUUUAAAAAUGUUUAAUCAACAUGAUACGUUGAAAUUAUUGAACUGGUGAUAAUUAGUAGAAAAGAUCAGUAAUAUUGCCAUGUUGUGACAAAAUUUAUACUCAGCUUGCAUUUGUACCCUAGAUGAAU